GUUCUAAGGUAACAUAUGAUCAGCUGCUCCAUUCAAUUGAUUCGUUUGGUUCGUUUGGGGUUGACAGUGCGGGUCCGAUUGGGUGACCCACCCGCCUAGCCAUCCGGCACCAUGUCCCACUCGCUGAUCAACAUAAGCCAGCAGAAGCUGGCCGAGAAGCUGAGCAUCCUGCAGAACCGUUGUGUGGGCAUGCUGACCCGCAUCUACAACAUCAAGAAAGCGUGCGCUGAUCAGCAGAGCAAGCCGGCCUUCUUGUCGGACAAGAGCCUGCAGAGCGCCAUCCGCACCAUCGACAAGAACUUCCCGAGCGUGGACCUGAAGGCCCUCCAACCCGCCCUCCAGCCCCUGCGAAACGAGAUCCUCAAGAAUCUGUCGCUGUAUUACUACACGUUUGUGGAUUUGCUGGAUUUCCGGGAUCACGUCUCGGAAUUGCUCACCACCAUCGACGUCUGUCACUUGACCUUGGACUUGACCGUCAAUUUCGACUUGACCAAGCUCUAUCUGAACGUGGUCACGCUCUAUGUGCGCCUCAUGAUCCUCUUGUCCACCGUGGACGACCGCAAAGCCGUGCUGGGACUGUUCAAUGCGGCUCACGAGCUCAUUCACGGCCACGCCGACCCGUCGUUCCCGCGCUUGGGUCAAUUGAUCCGCGAGUAUUCGGUUCCGUUGCGAAAACUGUCCGAAGAGUUUGUGCCGCACGCCCGCACGCUGACCGGCGCGCUGACCAGCCUGAGCUCAAUUUACCCGCGCCGAAACUUGAGCGCCGAGCAAUGGCGAUCGGCGCAAAUGUUGUCCUUGGUGUCCAAUCCCCAGCACUUGUUGAACCCGGCGCACACGGACACCAUCCCGUGCGAGUAUCUGUCCUUGGAGACCAUGGAGAGCUGGAUCGUGUUUGGGCUGGCCGUGAUUCACCCGCUGUUAACGCAGUCGAGCCCCACGCAACAGUUGUGGACAUUGACCUUGAGUAGUAGCUGGGUCAUGGUCUUGUUUCGGGAUGAGGUCAUUCAAGUCCAUGAAUAUAUCCAGCAGUUCUUUGAAGGCAUCAAAGGCUACAGCAAGUUGAUCAGCAUCGUCAAGGAGUGUUAUAAUGCGGCUAUGCAGAAUGCGGCCACCUCCCAUCGAGAACGGCGGGCUUUCCUCCGCUCGGCCUUGCGCGAACUCAGUUUGUUGUGCUCGGAUCAACCUGGGUUGUUGGGGCCCAAGGCCUUGUUCAUCUUUAUGGGCCUGUGCUUCUCACGGGAUGAGGUCAUAUGGCUCAUUCAACACCAUGAGCACCCACCACCCAAACUGAAGACGGUGCCCGAGGACCUGGUGGACCGGUGCCUGCCCGAAUUGUUAUUCUACAUGGAGGAGAUCCGAUCGCUGGUCCGCAAGUACGGCCAAGUCAUCCAACGCUACUACAUCCAAUACCUCGCUGGAUACGACGCCGUAGCCUUGAAGCAAUCUAUGCAAGGUUUAACGCACAUGAAAGACGACGAUAAUGUGUUACUGUCUUCGAUCUGUCAAACCAUCUCUGAUGUGUCCGUGGACCAAGUCGAGGAUCCGGAUCACAUCUUUGACUUCCGAGGCUUGCGCUUGGACUGGAUGCGGCUGCAAAGUUACGUGGCUCACGGCAAGAACAGUGCCAAUUUCUUGGAGACCUUUAAAACGACGGCUGCACUCGUCAACACGAUCUCUUUUCACACCAAGAUGGUGGACAGUCUGGAGGACCUACUCACGGAUACCUCGGAUCUGUCCCUGUACUGCUUCUACUCGAAACUGUUCGAGCAGGACUUCCAAAUGUGCCUGGAGUUCCCAGCUCAAAAUCGGUUCAUCAUCGCCUUCCCGCUCAUUUGUGGGCAUUUCUCCAACAUCAGCAACGAGUUCUGUCCCGAGGAGCGGAUUCACAUCCGAGAGAGAAGCUUGAGCGUGAUCAACAUGUUCCUAGACGAAAUGGCCAAGGAGGCCAAGAACAUCAUAACCACUGUGUGUGAUGAGCAAUGCAAGUUAUCCGAUUUACUCUUGCCCAAGCACUGCGCUGCCCACAUCACCGAGGUGGUGAAUAAGAAGAAAAGCAAUCUUAAGACUCGGAAGCACGUGCAACCACUCGGUCAUCGUCCGGGCAGUGAGAGCUACCGUAAGACUCGCGAGGACCUCACCACCAUGGACAAGCUGCACAUGGCCAUGACCGAGCUGUGCUACUCGAUCAACUACACGCCCUCCAUUAGUGUUUGGGAAUACACCUUCGCUCCACGCGAGUAUCUCAACGCCCAUCUCGAGUCCCGAUUCACCAAAGCCUUGGCCGGCAUGGUCUUGUUCUCGCCCAACACCUCGGAGAUCGCCAAGCCCUCGGAAUUGGUCAACUCGGUUCGCACUUACAUGAACGUUCUACAGUGCGUGGAGAACUGCGUUCACUUGGAUAUCACCCGGAUUUUCAACAACGUCUUGUUGCAACAAACCCAGCAAACGGAUUCAAGUGGGGAGCCCACCAUUGCCUCCGCCUAUACUCAAUGGUAUAGCGAUAUCCUCUUGAGACGAGUGAGCGCGGGUCACAUCUGCGCUUCAUCCUCCUUGAAGGCCUUUGUGUCCGUUACGGCUGAAGGCGCCAUUCCAUUCAAUGCGGAAGAGUUCUCGGAUCCCAAUGAACUCAGAUCACUCACCGAGCUCAUUGGCCCCUACGGGAUCCGGUUGUUGAAUGAGAACCUCAUGUGGCACAUUGGAUCGCAAGUGCAGGAAUUGAAGAAGAUUGUCCGCCAGAACGAAGAGGUCUUGGUCCAAUUGAGAACGAACUUUGACAAACCCGAAAUCAUGAAGGAAUUAGCCAAGAAAUUGAGCAACAUCGAUAGCGUCCUGCAGAGAAUGACCAUUAUCGGGGUGAUCCUGAGCUUUCGAGAGUUGUUGUACGAGGCUCUGAACGCUCAGUUAGAGGAAAGGAUCCCGUUCUUGUUCAGCACCAUCGAGGAUGUUCACAAGCACACGGUUCCGGAGCAAUCGCUGAUUAUUAAUGAAAUGGCCUCGGCCGCCGGAUUCGUCAGUCAGAUCGAUCCUUUGCUCCUCCAAACGGUUCAAGCCUUACCCAAGAUUGAUUUUGAAAACGACUACGUUGAAUCAUGUCUUCUUAUGGUGUUUGUGGCGGUCACCAUCCCAAAGUUGGCCAGAUCCGAGUCGAGUUUAUAUCGGCCACAUUUGGACAGUCAUGAAAACAACAUCCAUUGUUUGGCCUUAGCUGUGAACCAAAUAUUUGGUGUCCUCUUCACCAUCUGCGGCCACGACGACAUUGAGGAUCGUCUCAAAGAGUUCUUGGCCUUGGCCUCAUCCAGCCUUCUACGUUUAGCUCAAGAAGGCAACAAAGAAGAGGCCCGGAAUCGCGAAUCAGUCUACAUUCUUUUGGACUUGAUUGUACAGAAAUCCCCUUGGUUGAGCAUGGAUUUGCUAGAAAGCUGCUUCCCCUACAAUCUCUUGCGAAACUCCUACCACAUUGUCCACAAAAUGGAGAGACUUCGAAUUGCCGGCUCGCAUCCGAUCCCAGCUCACAAUUAACAGAUGGCAGCGGACUUUGCUUCCCUGGAUAUUGACCAAAUUGAAGUUGGACAUGAGCAGCAUGUUCUGGAAACUCACGUCACAAAUAUCGCUUGUCCCAUUUUUCUGUAUUCUUUGUAGGUAGACACUUUUUUCUAAUAAUGGCAACUUAGCAUGCAGCAGCUUUGAUACUCAUUUUCCAGCCAAACAAUAUAUAUAUAUAUGUAUCGUUACAUGAUCUUGUCAGUAGGCAUUACGCAUUUACCCGCCAAAAGCAGCUUAUUAAAAAGAACUGAGGUCAA
Messenger RNA from Tigriopus californicus, 3800 nucleotides. It is a transcript of the gene Hem, whose product is annotated as membrane-associated protein Hem-like. NCBI's taxonomy places the organism in Eukaryota, Metazoa, Arthropoda, Copepoda, Harpacticoida, Harpacticidae. The transcript has 7 exons. The record is from RefSeq and is a predicted model, not a curated record. Bases 112 to 3519 code for a protein of 1135 amino acids. Gene Ontology annotation, biological process: cell projection assembly; neuron projection morphogenesis; cell migration. Gene Ontology annotation, cellular component: SCAR complex.